Messenger RNA from Calidris pugnax (ruff), 4390 nucleotides. RefSeq lists its product as uncharacterized. Gene Ontology annotation, molecular function: nucleic acid binding. Bases 375 to 3899 code for a protein of 1174 amino acids. NCBI's taxonomy places the organism in Eukaryota, Metazoa, Chordata, Aves, Charadriiformes, Scolopacidae. The record is from RefSeq and is a predicted model, not a curated record. Gene Ontology annotation, biological process: DNA integration. The transcript has 2 exons.
CCGGAGGGGACACCCCCACGAAGAGGGGACACCCCCACGGAAGAGGGGACACCCCCACCGAAGAAGAAGGGACAUCUCCGGAGCUGGGGCCAUCUUGUCUGUGCCUUCUUCGCCAUCCUCCUCCUCCUGAGAGAGGCCUGACCGACCUUCCUCAUCCUCCCCCAGCUUCCUCUUCCUCCCCCGAGCGGGGAAACAGCCUGUUAACCCUUUGGCUGCCGCUCCUGCCGAGGUGCUGCUGCUGCUGCUGCCACGGAGGGUCCCACCCCACCAGCCCUGCUGCCCAAGGAGAAAGGUUCCUGCGGUUGGUGGGACACGAAGCACCCCAGCAGUGUCGGGAUUCCCAGGAAACUCCAGAGAGCCGGAGAGGCGCCGGGAUGCAGGGACAGGAUGCCAAGAGAUGUGUCCAGCUGAAGGGGAAAGCGCCCGAGAAGCCGGGGACCCACCAAAAACCCACCCGAGGUGGGGAAGCCCAGCAGAAAGAGGAGGCAGCCUCGGCCAAGGUGCGCAAGGGGGUCCCACACCUCCAGGAAAACGGUCGGGAUGAGCUGAUGGUUGGGUGUGAAGCAGGGCAUGGGGAGGUGCCAAGGAGAGGUGGUGGCCACGGGGGUGAGAGGGGUCCAAGUCAGGUCCUGGUCCAGGCAGGAACCAGUGGGGGUGAGGGAAGAACCACCCGCUCGGCCCAGAGCCUGGGGUUGCAGGUGGAGGACAAGGCUGAUGUCCCCAUCCCUGGAGGGAACAGGGACAGGGAGGACUUGAACCCUCAGUCAGCAGAGGGAAGGUGUGGGGAGGAGCAGAGGAGGCAAGUGUGGGAGAAGCUGCAGCACCUGGGAGAAGACAUGAAGAAGUGGGAAGGGAGGUCCACCAGGGAGCUGGGGGUCAGGCUGGUGGAGGUGAUCCUGCAGACCAAAACCAGUGAGUACCCAAUGGGAACGGGGAAGCAGAGAGAGUUGCUGGAGCUGGGGCAGGGGGACACGAGAGGCAGGGUGGGCAGCUCGGAAGAGGUGGGUGCUUUGGUGGACACCCCCGUGGACGUCACUGUGAUGCAGCAUGACCAGCCGCUGGAGGACCUUGCUGGGUACCAUGACAUGUACUGGAAAGAUCACGAGCUCCUCACCAUGAUGGAGACAUCUGACAACGAGCAGAUCUGGGAGGACUCUGAUGAUGAUGACCUCCUGGAGCGGGGAGGCCCACCACCCGUUCCUGAGCCCACAGUGGCCAUGCUGUGUCUCAGGGUGCAAGAAGACAGAGACAAAGAGCGGUGGAGGGUGGAAUUCCCCAACGUGUGGGCACGAUACGAGACGGACUGCGGGAUGGUGGCCGGGGAGGUGAACGUGAGCGGGGCACGGGUGCCCUUCCAACAGCAACCUCGGUUUCCAGCAGCCAAGGAGCAGCAGAUGGCGAGCAUCCUGCAGGCUCUGCUCAGAGAUAACGUGGUGGUGAAGGGCACAUCUUCCUCCAACAGCCCCGUGAGGCUCGUUCAAAAGCCCAGCUGGAAGACGUGUCGCCUGGUGCUGGACUGCAGAGCUAUCAACAGGGCCACCCCCAAGGUGGUGGCUUCGGUGGACCUGGGCAAGGCCAAGAUCCUCGCAAACCUCAGCCCCAAGAGCAGGUAUUUCUCCAAGGUGGAUCUCUCCAACGCCUCCUUCGCCAUCCCCUUGGCAGGAAGCUCCAGAGCCAGGUUUGCCUUCACCUUCUGGGGCCAGCAGUACCUCUUCACCCGCUUGCCCGUGGGCUUCCACAGCACCACCACCAUCCUGCACCAGCGGGUGAAGGAGAUGUUGUCCCACCUGCCCCAAGAAGACCAACCUUGGGUUUUCUCCUACUCCGAUGACAUCCUCAUCAGUGGGGAAACCCGAAAGGCUACUGAAGACCGAACGAAGAAAGUCCUGAAGCUGAUCCAAAACACAGGCUUUAAAGCCAAGCUGGAGAAGGUGCAGCUGGUCCAGCCCAAGGUGACUUACCUGGGGAUGACCAUUGGGGCCAAGGGGUGGAAGACCCAGACCCGUGAGUUGGAGGCCAUCAUCGAAGCUUCUUGCCCAACGGAUAUCAGCAGCCUCCGCUCGCUGCUGGGGAAGUUGAGCAUCGUGAAGGACCAGAUCCCCAACUACUGGAAGUUGGUCUGGCCCCUCCAGCGCCUCCUCAUGGGGCAGGUCAGAUGGGGCUGGGAAGAGGAGCAGGAGAAGGCACUCAAACGCCUGAAAGGAGCCCUCUGGGCAGCACCCGUCCUGCGGUUCCCUGAUAGAACCCAGCCCUUCAUUAUCCAGUUGACCACCGGCAAGGAGGAGGUGGGAGCCACCUUGCUGCAGGAGGACAGAUGGGGCCGGCUGUUCCCGGUGAGAUACAGCUCCCGCAUGCUGAAGGGCCGUGCUGUCUCCUACCUGACCCAGGAGAAGAGGUGCCUGGCCGCCAUCUGGGCCGUGGAGGCCUUCAAGACCCUGACGGAGUCAGCCCCUAUCGUUAUUCAGAUGCUCCAGUCCCCUUCGAAGUACCUCCUACGGGGUGAAGUGUUGGGGUCCUGCAGGACCAACCCGCCCCCAACGCAGUGGUCUCUGCUGCUGGUGAACGAGAGGGCUGCUGGUGGAAUGAUGGUGAGGGAACCCCAGCCCUGGGAGUGGGGACACACCUUCCGCGUCCCCAUCUCCACCGCUCCCUCCCUAAAGGAGCUGCCCUCCCACAUCCCCAAGUCCAAAGUAUGGUUCCUGGCCACCCAGGAGGGUUGCUCCACAAGCUUCGCUGCGGCCAACCUGGAAGAGCGGUGGCUGCUCGGGGUGGCUGAGGAGGACGCGGAGCUGGUGGCUCUCAGGGAGCUCCUGCGCUUUCACCAGGGCUCCUCAUCCCUCUAUUUGUACACCAACUGCCUGUCCUUGGUGGAAAGGUUGCAAGGCCUGAUGGAGGAGUGGGAGUGGGACCCAAAGUUCUGGGCCACCUCCAGCGAUGACUUGUGGUCGAGCCUCCUCAGGUGGCUCCACAACACCCCAGGGAUGCUGCACAUCAGGUACGUGGGAGGCCACGGGAGCAUGGACCCGGAGGAGAGGAAGUGGAGCCAGAAAGUGGACAGGAGGGCAUGGAAGAUGGCCACCCUGGCCGUGGGCAACCAGCUGAUGUGGGAGCCCUCCAGGUAUGAGAAGCAAGAAAUCAUCGCCCGCUGCCACAGCUGGAAGCACGAGGGGGUGGAGAAGACCCUGGCGAGGGUGCGGCGGGUUGUCCUCUGGGAAGGUGACAGCGAGCAGGUGGCCCGUUGGGUGCAGAGGUGCCCCAAGUGUGCUGUAGACAGGGAUGGAGGAGGCAGGAUGCAGCCCCAACGGGCAGAGGGACCGUGGUCGGAGCUCUGGCUGGGCCACAUCAGGGGCCUCCCCGAGAGCGAGGAAGGUGCCCGCUCCCUCUUGGUGGUGGUGGACGAGUUCUCGGGGUGGGUGGACGCCUUCCCGCUGUGGGAGGGGACGGUGCAGGAGAUGGCCUGGGUGCUCUACGAGAAGGUCUUUGAGCGCUACGGGACCCCUCGCAUGAUCUACUUGCCCCAGGUGCCACGCUGGCUGCAGGAUGUCCCCCGGCUGGUGAUGAGGGAAGCUGGCCUGAAGCUCAUAUGGACCACCCUGCAGGCCAACCAGGAGGUCCCGGCCACCCAGACCCUGCAGCGGUUGGCCUGGGGGGCCGGCAAGGCCUGGGUGGAGAUGCUGCCCUUGAUGCUGGCGGGGGUCAGAGCCCUGCAGGCUCCAGGAGAGGUCCUUGGCCCCUACCAGAUCAUCUCAGGCUUCCCCUUGGAGGUGCGGUGGAGCUCUGAGAAGGCCAGUCCCCAAAGAAAUGUCCUCCUCUGGCUCAGGGGGCUGCAGGAGUAUGGCUACAAGCGGCGGACCGAAGCCGCGCUGCUGGAGGGUUGCCCGGGGAGGGAUGCUCCAUAGCCAUAACCCCACCACCACCACCAUCUCCUCCAGGAGAUUGCUCUCUGUGGGUGUUGUGUUUCCUGGGGUGGGGAGAAAAUGGGGGUACUGGGCUGACUGGGGGGCUUUUAGUCAGGACUGGAGGGCUUUUUAGGUAGAACUAGUGGGGGCUUUUAGGUAGGACUAGAUAGUUGGAACUGGAUGAUCUUCAAAGUCCCUUCCAACCCAAACCGUUCUGUGAUUCUAUGUCAGGGAGGGAGAGCUUGCUGGGUAUACUGGUUUUUGACUGGGAUGGAGUUGGUCGGUCUUCAUAGCUCUCCAGCUGUGGCCCAGCAGUGCUGGGAACACUGGGAUGGUGUUGCCAGAACUGGGAACUGGGCUGGCUUUUUUGGGGGGGGUGGGACCAUGGGGAGACGGUGAGCGAUGGCCUUGUGCUGGCGUCACUGGUUUGGGUUUCUUUAUUUCCCUCUAUUUUUUCUACUUCUUCAUUUAUUAAACGGGUUUUACGUCAA